AUGUCUAGUAUAUCUCGGGUGUACGCGGACGUGAACGAUAAUAAGCCUCAGUCUUAUUGGAACUAUGAGAACCUGUCAAUUUCGUGGGGUUCGCAGUCCAACUUCGAAGUUACCCAGAAAAUUGGAAGGGGCAAGUACAGUGAAGUUUUCGAGGGAUACCGUCUUCCGACGGGUUUGAAAGUCGUCAUCAAGGUUUUGAAGCCUGUGAAGCGGAAGAAGAUCAAGCGUGAGAUCAAAAUCUUGCAAAAUUUGAAUGGAGGUCCACAGGUUAUUCAACUAUUGGACGUUGUGAGAGAUUCAAUUUCAAAGACCUCGGCAUUGGUGUUUGAGUACGUUGACAACAUCGAGUUCCGUAUACUGUAUCCACACCUUUCCGACACAGAGGUGCGCUAUUAUAUGUUUCAAGUUCUUGAAGCGUUGGACUAUGCUCAUUCAAUGGGUAUCAUGCACAGAGACGUUAAACCUCAUAAUAUAAUGAUUGACCACAAUCAAAAGAAGCUGAGAUUGAUCGACUGGGGACUGGCAGAGUUCUAUCAUGCUGGUCGCGAGUAUAAUGUGCGGGUUGCCUCCAGAUAUUUCAAAGGCCCGGAGUUGCUAGUUGACUUUAGGUAUUAUGACUAUUCUCUGGACAUUUGGUCAUUCGGGGCCACAAUUGCCUCGAUAGUGUUCCAGCGAGAACCAUUUUUCCAUGGCAAGUCAAACACAGAUCAAUUGGUUCAAAUUGCUAGAGUUUUAGGUACAGACGGGCUGUACCAAUAUUUGAAAAAAUAUAACUUGACCUUGGGUCCCCAGUAUGAGGACUUGGGACACUAUUUGAAACGGCAAUGGGUUCGUUAUGUCAACCAGAACAACCAGCAUUUGGUGAGCGACGAGUUUCUGGAUUUCAUUGAUAAGAUCCUGCGAUAUGACCACAACGAGAGAUUGACAGCCAAGGAAAGUAUGAUGCAUCCGUAUUUCGAUCCAGUGAGAAAUGUUGCCAAGACUAUAUAA
Ogataea philodendri is the source of this 990-nucleotide messenger RNA. RefSeq lists its product as uncharacterized. NCBI's taxonomy places the organism in Eukaryota, Fungi, Ascomycota, Pichiomycetes, Pichiales, Pichiaceae. The record is from RefSeq and is a predicted model, not a curated record. Bases 1 to 990 code for a protein of 329 amino acids. Gene Ontology annotation, cellular component: cytosol; nucleus; protein kinase CK2 complex. The transcript has a single exon. Gene Ontology annotation, biological process: regulation of transcription by RNA polymerase I; DNA damage response; protein phosphorylation. Gene Ontology annotation, molecular function: ATP binding; protein serine/threonine kinase activity.